UGGACGAUUACCAAGUUGCUUAUAUUUUUUUCCUCUCUCGAUUAAUUUUGUACACCUGUUGUAUAUAGUAGAAUAGUAUUGUUAAUAAACGGAGUUCAUCGAGUAGCGCGUUGAUUUUUUACGAAUAUUAGUUCCUUUUUGAAUCGAGUGGUUUCGUUAUUCGGCGCAAUUCGGCGUUGGACGCGUCGGUAAGGUAGAGCGGUGUCAUGGCGGCGGAACAAUGACAGAGAAGCCAGUGUUCGGAGAGGAACAGACCGUGCCAGUCAGGAUGUGGAGUAUAAUCCGUUCCUUCAAGUUUAUCGCAGUGGGGCUGAUGAUCGUCCUCCUCAUCGUGCAAAACGCCAUGUAUCACCGAAAGGCCCAAGAGUUGCAAAAAUUCACGGAGACGAUUAAGCGAACCGUCCUCGACAUGUACAAUAAUUCGAGGAACUUGAACUCGUCCCUGAAAAUGGAGCAGUUAGACUCGAAUUACAAGGUGACUAUUUAUGCCAUUACCCCUACGUUUUCGAGGCCGGUGCAAAAAGCGGAACUAACAAGACUGGCGCAAGCUUUCAUGCAAGUGUUCAAUUUUCACUGGAUAGUGGUGGAAGACUCCUGGAAAAGAACGAAAUUGGUGACGAAUUUCCUGAAGAACAGCGGCCUGAGAUACACGCAUCUUGCCGUGCCCACUCCUCCCAGCUAUAAACUGGGAAAGAGCGAUCCUAACUGGAAGAAGCCUCGUGGAGUGGAACAGCGAAAUGCAGGACUGCAAUGGCUCAGGGAAAACCUGACUGAAUUUCACGACGGCGUCGUUUAUUUCGCCGACGAUGACAAUACGUACUCGUUGAUGCUGUUUCGAGAGAUGAGGAAAAUCAAGACCGUCGGGGUUUGGCCGGUGGGCUUGGUCGGCGGCCUCGCCGUUGAAAGGCCAAUUUGUGACAAUGCAACUGGCAAGGUUGUCGGGUUUAAUGCAGUCUGGAAACCUGAUCGUCCAUUUCCUCUGGACAUGGCGGGAUUCGCGAUCAAUCUUAAAUUGAUUUUGGAGAACAAGGACGCGUACUUCUCUUAUGAGGUGCAGGGUGGUUAUCAGGAGAGCGAGAUACUUCGGCAGAUAGUCACCAGGGAUCGCCUGGAACCGCUGGCUGAUUGUUGUACAAAGGUCUACGUCUGGCACACGCGAACGGAGCCGCCUCAGCUGCACACCGAGCAACUGCUGAUAAGGAAAGGGAAGCCUUCGAAUGCAGGAAUUGAAGUGUGAUAAAUCAACUCCAGCGAAGCUUAAAGAUUCCACUUUAGAUCGAGCUAAGUCGAGCUCGUUUACUAAGGAAACACCAGUGCCAUGGAUUAUUUUCGUAGAGCGCUUUUGCAUCUCAUCCUCGUUACGGGUUUGAUAUAUCUCGGACGGAUCCUCAAAUAAAUUGCGGCACUUGUCCGGGGAUAAUCCCCAGUGUAAUUCAGAAAUGUAGGAAUAAGUUCGCGUACUUGAUAUACUCCCGAAUUGUAGGCGUAAAAUCUUUUUUGUUCUUACGCCGCUUACUUGCUAUUAAACAUUUUUUGUACGUACAA
Messenger RNA from Orussus abietinus, 1545 nucleotides. It is a transcript of the gene GlcAT-I, whose product is annotated as galactosylgalactosylxylosylprotein 3-beta-glucuronosyltransferase I. The transcript has 4 exons. Gene Ontology annotation, molecular function: galactosylgalactosylxylosylprotein 3-beta-glucuronosyltransferase activity. The record is from RefSeq and is a predicted model, not a curated record. Gene Ontology annotation, cellular component: Golgi membrane. The coding region runs from base 221 to 1237 and encodes 338 amino acids. Gene Ontology annotation, biological process: chondroitin sulfate proteoglycan biosynthetic process; carbohydrate metabolic process. NCBI's taxonomy places the organism in Eukaryota, Metazoa, Arthropoda, Insecta, Hymenoptera, Orussidae.